CAUUUAUUUGUAGUAUGGACCCCACGUUAUUUCAAAAACACGUAAACCAAACUUGCGUAAAUCGAGAGAUGAAAAUAGAAGGAAGCGCAUCUUGAAAUUGACCAGUAACUCACAAGCACAAAAUCACCCGAUAGCUCUUUAGGGCAUAUCCUCAGAUGCUGCCCCUCUGCCUCUUAAUCAACUAUUCCCAAAGACUGAAAAGGAGAUCAAUCAAAUUUUCAUGAGUGGUUUUUAACAUUCAAGGUACAGAAGAAGGAGGGUCACACUACCAUCAGGGUCACUAAACACUUGAAAAAAACGAUUAACCUGUCUGCUGUGAUUGGCAUGGAUUUGGCUUUCACUGGUAGCCUGGUAACAUACACUCCCAGGUCUUUCUCUGCCUCUGUGGUGGAUAGUGGAGUGUUUCCCAUGUGGUAUUGGUGUGCUGGAUAUCCCUUCACUGGUAGCCUGGUAACACACACUCCCAGGUCUUUCUCUGCCUCUGUGGUGGAUAGUGGAGUGUUUCCCAUGUGGUAUUGGUGUGCUGGAUAUCCCUUCACUGGUAGCCUGGUAACAUACAGUCCCAGGUCUUUCUCUGCCUCUGUGGUGGAUAGUAGAGUGUUUCCCAUGUGGUAUUGGUGUGCUGGAUAUCCCUUCACUGGUAGCCUGGUAACAUACGCUCCCAGGUCUUUCUCUGCCUCUGUGGUGGAUAGUGGAGUGCUCCCCAUGUGGUAUUGGUGUGCUGGAUAUCCCUUCACUGGUAGCCUGGUAACAUACACUCCCAGGUCUUUCUCUGCCUCUGUGGUGGAUAGUGGAGUGUUUCCCAUGUGGUAUUGGUGUGCUGGAUAUCCCUUCACUGGUAGCCUGGUAACAUACACUCCCAGGUCUUUCUCUGCCUCUGUGGUGGAUAGUGGAGUGUUUCCCAUGUGGUAUUGGUGUGCUGGAUAUCCCUUCACUGGUAGCCUGGUAACAUACACUCCCAGGUCUUUCUCUGCCUCUGUGGUGGAUAGUGGAGUGUUUCCCAUGUGGUAUUGGUGUGCUGGAUAUCCCUUCACUGGUAGCCUGGUAACAUAUAGUCCCAGGUCUUUCUCUGCCUCUGUGGUGGAUAGUGGAGUGUUUCCCAUGUGGUAUUGGUGUGCUGGAUAUCCCUUCACUGGUAGCCUGGUAACAUACACUCCCAGGUCUUUCUCUGCCUCUGUGGUGGAUAGUGGAGUGUUUCCCAUGUGGUAUUGGUGUGCUGGAUAUCCCUUCACUGGUAGCCUGGUAACAUACACUCCCAGGUCUUUCUCUGCCUCUGUGGUGGAUAGUGGAGUGUUUCCCAUGUGGUAUUGGUGUGCUGGAUAUCCCUUCACUGGUAGCCUGGUAACAUACACUCCCAGGUCUUUCUCUGCCUCUGUGGUGGAUAGUGGAGUGUUUCCCAUGUGGUAUUGGUGUGCUGGAUAUCCCUUCACUGGUAGCCUGGUAACAUACACUCCCAGGUCUUUCUCUGCCUCUGUGAUGGAUAGUGGAGUGUUUCCCAUGUGGUAUUGGUGUGCUGGAUAUCCCCUCACUGGUAGCCUGGUAACAUACACUCCCAGGUCUUUCUCAGCCUCUGUGGUGGAUAGUGGAGUGUUUCCCAUGUGGUAUUGGUGUGCUGGAUAUCCCUUCACUGGUAGCCUGGUAACAUACACUCCCAGGUCUUUCUCUGCCUCUGUGGUGGAUAGUGGAGUGUUUCCCAUGUGGUAUUGGUGUGCUGGAUAUCCCUUCACUGGUAGCCUGGUAACAUACACUCCCAGGUCUUUCUCUGCCUCUGUGGUGGAUAGUGGAGUGUUUCCCAUGUGGUAUUGGUGUGCUGGAUAUCCCUUCACUGGUAGCCUGGUAGCAUACACUCCCAGGUCUUUCUCUGCCUCUGUGGUGGAUAGUGGAGUGUUUCCCAUGUGGUAUUGGUGUGCUGGAUAUCCCUUCACUGGUAGCCUGGUAACAUACACUCCCAGGUCUUUCUCUGCCUCUGUGGUGGAUAGUGGAGUGUUUCCCAUGUGGUAUUGGUGUGCUGGAUAUCCCUUCACUGGUAGCCUGGUAACAUACACUCCCAGGCCUUUCUCUGCCUCUGUGGUGGAUAGUGGAGUGUUUCCCAUGUGGUAUUGGUGUGCUGGAUAUCCCUUCACUGGUAGCCUGGUAACACACACUCCCAGGUCUUUCUCUGCCUCUGUGGUGGAUAGUGGAGUGUUUCCCAUGUGGUAUUGGUGUGCUGGAUAUCCCUUCACUGGUAGCCUGGUAACACACACUCCCAGGUCUUUCUCUGCCUCUGUGGUGGAUAGUGGAGUGUUUCCCAUGUGGUAUUGGUGUGCUGGAUAUCCCUUCACUGGUAGCCUGGUAACAUACACUCCCAGGUCUUUCUCUGCCUCUGUGGUGGAUAGUGGAGUGUUUCCCAUGUGGUAUUGGUACGCUGGAUAUCCUCUCCCAAGGUGCAGGACUUCACAUAUUUCUUCAUUGAAUUGUAGCAGCCACUUAUUGCUCCAUUCCUGUAGCCGGUGAUGUCUUCUUGUAGGAAAUCCACAGUCAAGGGUUUAAUCUCCUUUACGACCAACCUUUACUCUCUGUCCAGGAUCAGGU
Molecule: messenger RNA, 2571 nt
Organism: Eriocheir sinensis (Chinese mitten crab)
Lineage: Eukaryota; Metazoa; Arthropoda; Malacostraca; Decapoda; Varunidae
Exons: 7
Coding region: 325-2493 (722 amino acids)
Source: RefSeq, a predicted model, not a curated record